AUGAAAGAUAAUUAUUAUACUUUAUAAAAAAUUCCAAAACAACCUAUUUUAAAUAAAGCCGCAAUUGAAUUUUUCUAAAAAGGUAAAUAAUUAUUUAAAGAGAACAACAUUGAAGAAGCUUUAAAAUGUUUCAAUGAAGCACUUAAAGAAGAUCAAAUGAUGCUUGAAAGUUAAUAUUUAUUAGGAGUUUGUUUCUUAUCUUUUAAUUAAUAUUCUAAAGCUAUAGAAUAAUUCUGUGAUUUAUUAGAAAAAAAUGAAAAUUUCAAAAAAAACGUUUUUUUAUUAAUCGCUAUUGCUUAUAAAAAAACUAACGAAAUUAAUGCAGCUAUAUAAAUAGUAAAAUUUUUUUUUAUUUACUUAAAUAUAAAUAUUAUUUAUAAAUAGCUUGGAAAAGCUAUAAUGUAAUAUCCUUAAUAUUACGAUGCUUAUAUAUAUAGAGGCAAGUUAUAAGUUAAAAUGAAAAGAUUUGAAAAAGCAAUUUAAGAUUUUGAUAUAGCUAUUCAUUUAAAUCCUUAAUGCGGUUUAGGUUAUAUGGGAAAAGGAGAUUGUUUAAGAUUUAGUGGAUAAUUUAGUAGCGCUAUAAAUCUUUAUACAUAAGCCUUAGAAAAAGAAGAAAUAAUUGGGUAAGUAGCAAUUUUAAAAAGAGCAAUAACUUAUAUAGAAGCAAAAUAAUAUGAUAACGCGAAAUAAGAUUUAUAAAUAAUAUUAAAUUAAGAUAAUAAAAAUUCAGAAGCGUAUUAUUUUAAAGGAUUAUUAUACUAUACAUAAAAUAACCUUAAUGAUGCCAUAUUAUGUUUUGAAUAGGCUAUAAAACAUAAUAAUUCUCGAAAAGCUGUAACAAAAGCAUUAUAUUAAAUAGCUAAAAUAAAAAUAGAAUUACGUGAUUUUUAUUAAGCAUUCCACACAAUAACCAGAGCAGAAUUUUUAGACGUAGAUAAAAAGGCCUUAGAAAAAUUUAGAAUAUUUACAGACGGAGUAACUUUUUUAAUGAAACGUAAAUAUUAAGAGGGAAUAGAAAAUUUAUCUAAAUUAGUAAAAGGAUAUAAUCUGGGUGAUUUUUUGAAACCUUUAGUGUAUACUUAUCGUUCUUACGGAUAUUUUUGUUUAGGAAAACAUCAAAAAGCACUCCUAGAUUUACAAACUGUAGAAAAUAAACUCGAGAAAUGUUCGAAUUAUAACAAAUAUAUAUGCGAGGGAAUUUUAAGUGCCCAAAACAAUUAAUUCGAACAAGCCAUGAAUUUUUUUAAUAAGGCCAACAAACUUUUCUCUCAAAAAAUGGAACCUUUCUUCUAUAAAGCAAUGACUUUAGUAAGAUUUACUAAUAAACUAAUCCCCAAAACCGACGAAUAAAAGCGAAUUUAAUACAAAUAAAACGCUUUAAAAAACCUCGAUAAAGGAAUAGAGUUAAAUGAUCAAAAUGCCAAUAUAUAUUUUCAUAGAGGAGUCUUACGUUUCUCCUUAAACUAAAUAAACGACAGUAUAUAAGACUUUGAUAAAGCAAUAGAAAAAUCAGAAGACAAUAAUGCUAAACACUACUAUGCUCGAGGACUAGCUUAUGCUUGCAUAAACUGUAAAAAAUAAGCCAUAAACGAUCUUUCAAUAGCCAUAAAUCUCGACUAAAAUUACUCAAAUGCAUAUUUAAAUCGUGCGAAAUGCUUUCACUUAAUUGGUGAUAGAAAUUCUGCUUUUGUAGAUUUAUAAAAAUUUGUAAAUAUAAAACCUUAAGACCCUGAUAUUCAUUUAUGGGCAGGUAAUCUACUAUUUAACAUAGGAGCAUAUGAGGAUGCAAUAAAAGCUUAUUCUCAUGUAAAUAAUAUAAGUAAAAAUUGCGAUAUACUUCUUCUAAGGGCAAAAUGCUAUAUGGUAUUUAAAGAACUAAAUAGUGCAUUAGAAGAUAUGGAGAAAAUAAUAGAAUUAAAUUAGGAAAAUUUAGAUAUUCGAUUCGAUUAAGUUUGCCUUAUGUCGCUUAAAAUUGCCUCUUAAGGAAGUCAAGAAAUCGAAUAAAUUUCUUUUUUUGAAUAGGCACUUGAGAAAAUUUAAUAAAGCAAAUAAUUCGAAAAAAGGUCAGGAGCUUUUUUUAAAAGAUCAGAUAGUUUAUUCUUUAAAGGGUUCUAUAAAUUCCAUUUAAGAGACUAUGAAGGAGCUUUAAGAAAGUUUAAAAAAAGUUUCGAAUUUAAAAAUUAAGAAUGUAAACUUAAAGAAUAAAAUCUUUGCGAAUUACUUGAAGAUGAUGAUGAAGCAGUACAUAUUUCAGAACUAGAAGAAUAUGAAUUUUAGAAUAAAACUUAUAAUAUUUAUGAGUAUUAUUAUAAUUGUGCCAGUUGUCUUAUUAUGAUGGAAAAAUAUCAAGAAGCAUUCAAAUAUUUAAUAUAAUUAUAAGAAAUAUUACCAGAGGAAGAAAAAGUCAAAUGUUUGGAAGGACUUUUAUUGGUUUUAAAUGAUGAAAUUGAAAAUAAAAAUACAAAUAAUAUUUUUUAAAAGCUCCUUUUAAAUCGCAUAAAGAUUUUGUAAUUUUAUUAUAUUAUAUAAUAGUUAUUUAUAUUUUUUAAAAAUUUUCUUUAUAAGUAAGUUACUUUAUAUUUUUGUUUACCAAAAGUUGAAGCACCAUCUAUGAUUCCAUUCUUUGAUGAAAAUUUACUAUAAUAAUUAUAGCCUACUGUAGUAGAAAAUAAGCCUGAAGCUCCCUGGAUAAGGAAGACUUCAGAAGGAAUAAUAUUCACAGAUAAUGUUUAACAUUUUGAAGAUUUAGAUUUGAAAACAGAAACUAAAAGAGAAUCAGAUGAAGGUAAAAACGAUUAAGUUAUUGAAAAAAAUAAAUUAAAAGAUAUUCUUAAAUUAGAUGAGGAUAUUGAAAAAAAAUUAGCAAAAUUAAAUAGAAAAAUAUGA
Molecule: messenger RNA, 2886 nt
Organism: Ichthyophthirius multifiliis
Lineage: Eukaryota; Ciliophora; Oligohymenophorea; Hymenostomatida
Exons: 8
Molecular function (GO): protein binding
Source: RefSeq, a predicted model, not a curated record